UUUGAGUCUGAGGUCCUGUCAAGCGAUAACAUUUCUGAUAAAGAACUGAGAUCACUGCAAACUAAUCCUCCUUUUUUCCAUCCAGACUCAGGCGUUUUAAAUAUUAUACACAGUCACUCUGAUUCCACGUGCACAGGCGAGAUUUGAAAUCGUGUAUCCCCUGUAACAAAAAAAAUGUAUAAUAGCCUACCCCGAGAUCAACAAACAAACAACACAAAGACGGUUCAUGGCUUACGCCAAAGCUCCACCAUCUUUUAGACUGCAAAGACUAUUGCAAUUUAAUCAACAGAGAGAGAAGCGUUGUGAUGUGUGCUCCAGUGGAACCCAGGACUGCUAUGACCUGUGACCUCUGAAGACACACGUGGAAGAAGAGAGACAACUUUUUACAAACUUCAGAAAGACCCUGCCGCCAACAACAACAAGACCAAAGAAAAGACAAUGGAAUAAAUGAAUCUCCAGUAUGGACGUGGAAUUAAGGAUACCUCAGUCAAGAAGCAGGGACCCUGGAUGUUGAUCCUACUCUGAUAAUCUUUCUCCCUGUGGAAUCUGUGCUGAUAAUGCGCUAACCCAAUGCUCAGCAGAGAUAUGGUGAGGAAAAAGAACCCCCCUUUGAGAAGCUUCGGCGGUGAGGAAGAAGGAGAAGGUGAGGCUCUGGCCGCGGAGGCCACCGGGCCAGAUAGCGAGGACAGUGCCGGGAGCCGGGCCUCAGAGCCCAACGGUGCCGACGGGCUGCUGCCGGCCGAACUAGGUCGGGCCCACGUGCCAGUCCCAGACGAGGAGGACUCCUCUUCCUCCCCGGGCUCCGUCUCAGGCUCCAUCAAACGGGAAGGAGGAGGGAGGGGCGGCGGAGGAGUGGGAACAGCGGCAACAGUAAACACCGACAGGCCUGUCUUUAAUUACCCCAGCCACAAGAAGGGAGGAAAUGUAGCGUCCUUCCCCUGCCACGAGGUGACAGACUCAGAUCUGCCGGCGCUCCCAUCCUGGGCCGGGCCCGACGGGGCUGUGUCUCUGUCUCCUCUCAGAUCAGAACCAGAUGAGGGGGACGGGACACAGGCACGCAGCCCGGCGGGGGAGCUGCUGCUGGGGAAGGUCGGGGAGAGAGGAGGGGGAGAAAGGGGGGGUGUCAGGGAGGGGUUGCUGCUGGCCGCCCGAGGGAGGGGUGUCAUCGUCCAGGGCGUCACCAGUAACGGGGAGGACAAGGACAUCUCCUACAGCCCCACAGGGGGGACUUCAGUCCACCAGGGUGGGGUGGAGGGCUCUGGAUACCCCUUGCUACGCCCCCUCCACCCACAUAGGGGGGCAGACGAGGGGGCCGGGGACAUCACGCCCAGCCCCCUGGGGGCCGAGACAGGGGUAGCCCCGCCCUGCUCUCCCAAACUGCAGGACUUCAAGUGCAACAUCUGUGGGUACGGUUACUACGGGAACGACCCCACGGACCUGGUCAAGCACUAUCGGAAGUACCAUCUGGGCCUGCACAACCGCACGCGGCAGGACGCAGAGCUGGACACUAAGAUACUGGCCCUGCACAACAUGGUGGGCUUCUCCUCACAGAGCCAACACGCCAAAGACACUACACGGCCCCCGUCCUACACUGCCCUGACCGGGGCGCCACAGGACUCUACAGGGUCACCACACAUGUUACUUAACGGCACCUAUGACGUACAGGUGACGCUGGGAGAUACCUUCAUCGGCAUCGGGAGGAAGACUCCGGACUGUCAGGGAAACACCAAGUACUUCCGCUGCAAGUUCUGUAACUUCACCUACAUGGGAAGCUCCUCAGUGGAGCUGGAGCAACACUUCCUGUCUGCCCACCCCAACAAGAUGAAAUCCCAGCCCCCGCCACUGCAGAACGACGACAAGCUCUCGGAAGGGAAGGGGAACUAUGUGAUACGGGGUGGUGGCGUGGAGGGGGCGGAACCGGGAAAGUGGGAGAACCGGGUGGCGGUCCGUGCGGAGGACGACUCGGUGGCUGGCUACUCCGUCCCCAUCCACGCCACAGACUCGCCGGGCUGGACGGGGGCCGACGGCGGGGCCACAGACUCACCUGCCUGGACGGGGGCCGACAGCAGGGCCACAGACUCACCUGGCUGGACGGGGGCCGACGGCAGGGCCACAGACUCACCUGGCUGGACGGGGGCCGACGGCGGCUCCACAGCGGUGGCCUAUUACUGGUGUAAGUACUGCAACUUCAGCUGUGAGUCGCCCAGCUCACAUCGCCUGCUGGAGCAUUAUGAGAGGAGACACAGACAACCUGGAGGAGGAAGAGGGGGGACCAGGGAGGGCAGCCCAGCCAAGAGGGAGCGAAGGAGCAGCAAAUCCAGGGACGGAGAGAGAGACCCCCACAGCCGGAGGAAAGACAAGACAGGAACAAGUGGCUCGAUGGGCGCAACGGACCCGGAGACGGUGGUGACCAGCUACAACUGCCAGUUCUGUGACUUCCGCUACUCCAUGAACCACGGGCCUGAGGUUAUUGUGGUGGCGCCUCUGCUCCGCCACUACCAGCAGGCCCACAGCAUCCACAAAUGCACCAUCAAGCACUGCCCGUUCUGCCCGCGUGGCCUCUGCAGCCCUGAGAAGCACCUGGGGGAGAUCUCCUUCCCAUUUGCUUGCAGGAAGAGCGCAUGCUCCCACUGCGUCCUCCUUUUCCUCCAGCUGUCCCCCCAGGGUAGCUCCCCAACUCCCAGGCCCAGCGUCACCCACCUGUGUGACCAGUGUCCCUACGCCACCAGCGACAUCGACCUGCUUCUGCUGCACUACGACAGUGCCCAUGCCACCCACGGCGUGCUGGAGGUCAAGCCCGAGCAGGAGGGAGCUGAGACGGGGAGGUACUCGGCCCCUAAGGGCCCUCACGGGGAGCACUCAUGCACCAAGUGCCAUUUCAUCACAGAUGUGGAGGAGGAGAUCUUCCGUCACUACAGGAGAGUCCACGGCUGUUGUCGGUGCCGCCACUGCAGCUUCACCGCCUCCGACACCUUGUCACUGCUGGAUCACUUCAACACGGCCCACUGCAAAGAGACCUCCGCCUCCUCCGCCACCACCAACGGCUGCUCCGCCACAACCCCCUCCACCCUCAGCAUCAAGGAGGAGAGCAAGGGCGACCUCAAGCUCUACAGCCUGGUUCCCCCAGAGAGCCGCGCCGCCGAGGCAGGGCCCGGGGCCGAAGGGGUGAAGAGCGAGGCCCUGGACGAGAAGGAGGCCCAGGGGUCCAAGGGCUGGAUGGAGGCCAGAGAGGCCCAGGUCCAAGCCCACGCAGCAGGCCUUGUGUGGGUGCCUAAGGAGCGGGCCAGGGACAUCCUGAGGGGUAGUCCGGCCCAGUUCCCCCAGGGCGCCCUGAGUCUACUCAACGCCGUGGCUGCCUCCCAGGAGCACCACCACCAGCAGCAGAAGGGGGUUUCAGUGAAGCUCAGGGACUCCCCAGGCCUGGUGUUCAGUCUGGGGGGGGUCGACACCAAGGCCUUCCUUCCAGGACAGACUCCCGGUGGGGCCGACAAACCUGGGCAUCUGGCGCAGCAGUACUCCUCACCCACCGAUGGCAAGGCCAAGGAGGAGUCCCAGUCACUCUUACGGAGACGUCGAGGCUCGGGGGUGUUCUGUGCCAACUGUCUCACCACUAAGACCUCUCUGUGGAGGAAGAAUGCCAACGGGGGAUAUGUGUGCAACGCCUGUGGCCUCUAUCAGAAGCUCCAUUCGACUCCCCGGCCGCUGAACAUCAUCAAGCAGAACAACGGUGAGCAGAUCAUCCGCCGGCGCACGCGGAAGCGGCUCAACCCCGACCCUCUGCCCUCCGAACCUGUGGGCUCCAAGCAGAGGAGGGUCAGCAGCGAGGAACGCCUCAACCUCGACCCUCUGCCCUCCGAACCUGUGGGCUCCAAGCAGCGGAGGGUCAGCAGCGAGGAACGCCUCAAUGGCAGUCCCCUGGAGCGCCGGCCAGGAGAGGAUGGGCCAGGCUCGGAAGGAGUGCCUGUCCCUCGUAAAGGGGAGCCUCAGAAUUCCCUGGGCCAGUACGAGGCCUGCGGGUCCUCUGGGUUCAAGGGUCACCCCAGCCCCCGCUCCACCCACUCCUUCCUAGUUAGCCAAACCCUGGAGAUUCACAAGCGAAUGCCUCCUUUGCACAUACACAACAAGAACCCUGCAGAGGGAGGGGCGGAGGGGAACGGGGUGGGCUCAGCUGGGGUCCAUCACACGGGCUUGGAGGGGAAGGGUAGCUUGUCCUCCGAGAGGGGUAGCCCCAUCGAGAAGUACAUGCGUCCCUCCAAACAGGCCAGCUACUCGCCACCGGGCAGCCCCAUCGAGAAGUACCAGUACCCGUUCUUCAGCCUGCCCUUCAUCCACAAUGACCUGCAGAGCGAGUCCGACUGGAUGCGCUUCUGGACUAAGUACAAGAUGUCUGUUCCGGGCAACCCACAGUACCUAGGCCACAUGUCUGGUCUGCCCAACCCUUGCCAAAGCUUUGUGCCUUACCACACCUUUAGCUUGCCCUCACACUUCCCUCUCCCGCCCUCCGCCGGCCCCGAAAGCGACAUCCCUCUCGACCUGGCCAUCAAACAUUCCAAACCGUCCGCCAACGGCUCCACCGCCUUGCCCACGGUCACGGCGGGGAAGGAGGAUGAGAAGCAUAGAGAGCAGCAGGAGAGAAGAGAGGAGAAAGUAGACGAGGGGGCAUCCCCCCAGCCUUCUCCUCCCCCAGACGUUGCAGCCAAGCCGGAGAGGGUGGACCAGGGCACUCAGGAUGAGCUGACCAGUAAGGAGAGGGUGGACCAGGGCACUCAGGAUGAGCUGACCAGUAAGGAGAGGGUGGACCAGGGCACUCAGGAUGAGCUGACCAGUAAGGAGAGGGUGAACCAGGGCACUCAGGAUGAGCUGACCAGUAAGGAGAGGGUGGACCAGGGCACUCAGAAUGAGCUGACCAGUAAGGAGAGGGCGGCCCAGGGCACUCAGGACGAGCUGACCAGUAAGGAGAGGGUGGACCAGGGCACUCAGGAUGAGCUGACCAGUAAGUGUGUCCACUGUGGCAUCCUCUUCCUGGAUGAGGUUAUGCACGCCCUGCACAUGAGCUGCCAUGCUGACGGAGGGCCCUUCCAGUGCAGCAUCUGCCUGCAUGCCUGCGCAGACAAGUACGACUUCACCACACAUAUACAGAGAGGGCUUCACCUGCCCACCGUCGAGGCUGAGGCCGAUGCUGAGGCCGAUGCUGAGACCGAUGCUGGGGCCGAUGCUGAGGCCGAUGCAGAGGCUGAUGCUCCAAAGGAUUGUGUGUGAUUUUGGUGCAUUACAGACUUGGACCUUUAACACAGGCAUAGCAGUAUGAAAAAGAACAAAAUAAAUGGACUAAAGCGUACUGUAAUGAUUGAAUGAGAAGAAGACUUUUUGCUCAACGUGCCAUGAUAGCUUCUGUAGGGAACUCAUAUCAUCUAACCAUUUAUAUUGAACAUAAUACAGAACAAGCGAUUGGCUGUUUCCUUUUUCUUCGUUUGUAAAGGAAAACGCUUUUGAAGAAAGUGGUACUACAAAUAGACGCUUAUUUUUAGUUUUUUUUGUUGCUGUUGUUAAUUUUUUUUAUUCGGAAGUGUUACUUUGACAAGGCAGUUCGGCGAACAACAAGGUACAUCUGGGCUGAAUGUUCUCUUACCUGGUUGGUUCAAUGUUCCAAAUGGAAUGAGGAAGUGUGAAUUGAUAUGUAAAAUGGGGAGAUGGGGAAACAUCAGUCGUCUGUCAUAAUCUCCUUCACAGUGGAUGGGCAGAGCGAUGACUAGUGAUUGGACCGUCCUCAAAUAAACGUCCUCAGGGAACGUGGCUGAGUCAAACAACAUAUCCUACGGUGCUUUCAGUUGCAUCGGUCUCCACUUAACAUCCAACUAAGUGUCUAUGUUUUAAUGUAUUUUAGUUAUAGAUACUGUUUGUUCGGGGGGGGGGGGUUUGGGGGGGGGGGGACUAUUGUCACAGAACUUCCUCUAGACAUUUUAAGCUGCUGCCUUAGUUGCUAGGAUACAAACCUUAUAUCACUAAAGACAUUUGGGAAGGAAGAAAAAUGCAAAAAGCAAUAUUUUUUUCUAAGUUGUUAAAAAUUUUAAAAAUUCAUAAUAUCAGUGCCUGAUAUAUUGAACAAAGUAUUUUCUACCUGGUAUGUUGAUAUGCAACAUUGACUUUGCAUUGAGUAAAGGGCCAUGAGCUUGACUCUGUAAAACUGUUUACAUUUGCAAAUGUAGCAAACAAGGUAAUGAAGCAAAAUUCCUGCAAUUCAGAGUAUUUUUCUCUCAUGUGGACAGGACAGGACGAUCACGAAACAAAACAGAGGCCUUUUGUCAAAAGGUUGAAUGGGAGAUGAAAUGCAGUCAUAUGAUUUGUUCUAUUCUUUUGAAUGGCACAGAGACACUAUCCAUUCCAUGUCUUUCUUUGUGUGUUCCUGCUCGUACACUUUGAAAUGCUUUAUUGUCUAUACAGAUGCCCUGUAUUAGACUCUGUUCAUCCUGUAUGUUUUUUUAAGAGAAGCUGAUAUACUGUAGCUUGGUUAUAAGUAUUGUUCUGUGAGCUUUACAGCUUUGAGCAUCAUAGGUUUACACAAGGCCCUAUUUUUUUUGUAUGUCUAUUAUAUAUAUAUAUAUAUAUAUAUAUAUAUAUAUAUAUAUAAUACUUUAAUAUUUGGCUUUUAGUCAUGUUGGGACUUGAUUUGAACAUAGCAUGAAAUUCUACUUGUUCCAUGUACAGGUGAAAAAGGUGCCUUUUGACAGAAAGAAGCCAUUGAAUAUCAACAAUGUUGAGUGUUUUGUUCAUCAAAUUAGAUGUAGUGCAACACCUCAACCUGGAUUAUGGCCUUGUAGUCCAAGCAUUUGACAUUAUGUAGAUAGAUUAAUACCAUUUGAGCAUCAAAACAAACGUUACCACGCAGCAACAUUAUCCCUCUAUUUAGGUUGUUAGUACUUUGCUAGUGGACCACCUGUUUCACCUCUAAAAGACCCCCAUUCAUGUGUUUUCUCUCUCUCUCUCUCUCUCUCUCUCUCUCUCCCUGUCUCUCCCUCUCCCUGUCUCUCCCUGUCUCUCUCUGUCUCUGUUUCUCUCUCUCUCUCUCUCCCUGUCUCUCCCUCUCCCUGUCUCUCCCUGUCUCUCUCUGUCUCUGUCUCUGUCUCUCUCUCUCUCUCUCCCUGUCUCUCCCUCUCCCUGUCUCUCCCUGUCUCUCCCUGUCUCUCCCUGUUUCUCUCUCUCUCUCUCUCUCUCUCUCUCUCUCUCUCUCUCUCUCUCUCUCUCUCUCCCUGUCUCUCCCUCUCCCUGUCUCUCCCUGUCUCUCUCUCUCUCUCUCUCUCUCUCUCUCUCUCUCUCUCUCUGUCUCUCCCUCUCCCUCUCCCUGUCUCUCCCUGUCUCUCUCUGUCUCGCUCUCUUUCUCUGUCUCUCUCUCUCUCUCUCUCUCUCUUUCAUUUGUAUGAGCACUUCUUCCUAUGAUUCCCAUUGCUGCUGAAAGGAAUCAAACAUGAGUUCAAUCUAAACUGUCCAUCCUCUGAUGUACAUAGUUAUUUAUACAUGAUCAGGGGAUAAUGUAAUUAGAGUCUGCCGGGGAUUCGGCAAGCAAGGAUUUGUGUGAAAUAGCGAUGAAAUCAACAUAGCCUUAAAAUGUUGCUACAAACGACGCCUCUCAGAAACAAAGAACCUGUAAUAAUAAUACUAAAAUCUUUUCACAGAAACAGUCAUGUGAUUUCAAAUAACAUAAUGAACAAUUUUUGUUUUAAGUUUGAAUUAGAGAAAUGUUAACGCUUGCACUUCAGUUAUUCUGUUUUAUUUCCAAGGAAGAAAGAGGAUUGUGUUAAAAUGUGUUAUUACCAUGCUGUACACAGGUACUGCAAAAAUAGACGAAGACAAAGAGACAACAUGGACAGACAGGAGUAUCUGUGUGUGGAAGAAGAGACAACAUGGACAGACAGGAGUAUCUGUGUGUGGAAGAAGAGACAACAUGGACAGACAGGAGUAUCUGUGUGUGGAAGAAGAGACAACAUGGACAAACAGGAGUAUCUGUGUGUAGAAGAAGAGACAACAUGGACAGACAGGAGUAUCUGUGUGUGGAAGAAGAGACAACAUGGACAGACAGGAGUAUCUGUGUGUGGAAGAAGAGACAACAUGGACAGACAGGAGUAUCUGUGUGUGGAAGAAGAAACAACAUGGACAGACAGGAGUAUCUGUGUGUGGAAGAAGAGACAACAUGGACAGACAGGAGUAUCUGUGUGUGGAAGAAGAGACAACAUGGACAGACAGGAGUAUCUGUGUGUGGAAGAAGAAACAACAUGGACAGACAGGAGUAUCUGUGUGUGGAAGAAGAAACAACAUGGACAGACAGGAGUAUCUGUGUGUGGAAGAAGAAACAACAUGGACAGACAGGAGUAUCUGUGUGUGGAAAAAGAGACAACAUGGACAGACAGGAGUAUCUGUGUGUGGAAGAAGAGACAACAUGGACAGACAGGAGCAUCUGUGUGUGGAAGAAGAAACAACAUGGACAGACAGGAGUAUCUGUGUGUGGAAGAAGAAACAACAUGGACAGACAGGAGUAUCUGUGUGUGGAAGAAGAAACAACAUGGACAGACAGGAGUAUCUGUGUGUGGAAGAAGAAAC
Molecule: messenger RNA, 8592 nt
Organism: Oncorhynchus kisutch (coho salmon)
Lineage: Eukaryota; Metazoa; Chordata; Actinopteri; Salmoniformes; Salmonidae
Product: zinc finger transcription factor Trps1
Exons: 7
Coding region: 571-5259 (1562 amino acids)
Biological process (GO): regulation of transcription by RNA polymerase II
Cellular component (GO): nucleus
Molecular function (GO): zinc ion binding; RNA polymerase II transcription regulatory region sequence-specific DNA binding; DNA-binding transcription factor activity
Source: RefSeq, a predicted model, not a curated record